This is a messenger RNA of Neolamprologus brichardi, 824 nucleotides long. Its product is annotated as eotaxin-like. Lineage: Eukaryota; Metazoa; Chordata; Actinopteri; Cichliformes; Cichlidae. The record is from RefSeq and is a predicted model, not a curated record. Gene Ontology annotation, biological process: immune response. Gene Ontology annotation, cellular component: extracellular region. Gene Ontology annotation, molecular function: chemokine activity.
UUUAGAAAUGGAAAAUUUCCAUUUUGCUUCCAUUGCUUCUGAGUGAAGCAGGCUGUAGAGUCAUGUGACUCGAGAAUAUAUGGUAGUGAAAAUGGAGUGAUCGUUGUUGGUUGAGUUGAAUCCAUGUUACAUCCUUGAUGUUAUCUAUUUCUAUACUCAGCUGCAGAGGUGUUGCUUGAUGGGUGAUUUUUAAUCUACACGUUUAAGUGAUCUGCAUCUGUGUCUCUUACACUUCCUUUUACCCAAAAAGGCAAGUCACUACGACAGAUCUGUUAAGACUGCCCUACUUAUGAGUGUGGCAAAGCAUUAAACUUUCAGAUCACUUUUUAGAACGACAAAGAACAUCAUCACAUCCAGAGUGAAGUCACCAUGAAGGCCACAGUGGGACUGCUGCUUCUGCUGCUCACGGUUUAUUGCUGGGCUGCUGGACCUGAAGCAUUGGAUGAGACAGCUCCUGGAGAAUGCUGUUUCCAUUUCUUUACAGAACGCAUACCACUGAAGAACAUAGUCUCUGUCACCAAGACUCACAGCGGCUGUCUGGAAAAAGCAUUUGUGAUCCAUACAGCCAGAGGAAAACGCUUCUGCGUGGGCCACAGUGUCACCUGGGCUCAAAAUGCUUUUAACAAAGAGCAGAGCAGUGGCUAACAAUGCCCUUCAGUGUCCACGAUCAAGCAUAAUAACAGGCUCUGUUAUGUUAUUCUUCACUGCCAGCAUUUUUUAUAAUGACUGUAUUUUACACGACGCUUUGCAAAGCAUAAAUAAACCCAUGUGCUCUUGAUUUGCUUGCGAUCCUCUCCAAGAAUGUUUCAAUAAAAAAAAAAACA